Molecule: messenger RNA, 2782 nt
Organism: Impatiens glandulifera
Lineage: Eukaryota; Viridiplantae; Streptophyta; Magnoliopsida; Ericales; Balsaminaceae
Product: endonuclease MutS2
Exons: 5
Coding region: 33-2708 (891 amino acids)
Biological process (GO): mismatch repair; negative regulation of DNA recombination
Molecular function (GO): ATP-dependent DNA damage sensor activity; mismatched DNA binding; ATP binding
Source: RefSeq, a predicted model, not a curated record
UAUCCUUCUUUUCUUCAUCUUCUUCUUCUUCAAUGGAGCUUUGCAACGCCUUCCUUAGCAUCAAAACCAGAAUUCCUCAUCAUCUCCAUUGUAAUUUCAAUCGUUUCUCCAUCAAUUCCGUCUCUUCCGUUUCUCUUCCUUCAUCAACAAACCUCGCACAGACGCUCCAAGCCGACGCAUUAGAAACCCUAGAAUGGUUUUCCGUUUGCAGGCAACUCUCUUCCUUCACUUCCACCUCCAUGGGCCUCUCCGCAGCUCGUAACAGCCGCUUUCCUCUAGGCCGUAAUCUGGAGGAGAGUCGUAAACUCCUCAACCAAACCACCGCCGGACUGGCUCUUCCUCAACCGUUAAAUUUCUCCGGGAUCGAAGAUAUUUCAUCGAUAGUAGAUUCCUCUGUUUCAGGUCGGUUGGCUUCCAUCGGAGAGCUUUGUGCAGUUAGAAGGACUCUAAGAUCAGCUAGACAGUUGUUUGAGCAACUUACAGAGAUUUCUUCAGAUUCGAAAAGGUAUUUGUCACUGACUGAAAUUCUGGAUGAUUGUGAUUUUUUAAUCGAGUUAGAACAAAAGAUUGCUUAUUGCAUAGAUUGUAAACUCUCCAUAAUCUUGGAUAGAGCAAGUGAAGACCUGGAGUUUAUUAGAUUCGAGAGAAAAUCGAACAUGGAAAAUCUCGAUUCUCUUCUAAAGAGAGUGUCGGAACAAAUAUAUCAAGCUGGGGGUAUUGACAAACCUCUAGUAACCAAACGUCGAUCAAGGAUGUGUGUUGGUAUUAGGGCAUCGUAUAAAUCUUUGCUACCUGAUUGCGUUAUUCUUAGCACAAGCAGCUCUGGAGUGACUUACUUUGUUGAACCUAAGGAUGUUGUGGAAUUAAACAAUCAGGAGGUGGCCCUUGCGAAUUCUGAAAAGGUUGAGGAGAAAGCAAUCUUAAGCUUACUUACAUCGGAAAUUGCAGAAUCCAAUACUAAGAUUAAGAUCUUGUUGGAUAGGUUAUUGGAACUCGAUCUUGCUCUUGCUAGAGCGGCUCAUGCUAAGUGGAUUAAGGGGGUUUGUCCAUUUUUGCAUUCUGAUUCAGAAACAUGUAGAACUGGUGAUUCUUUGUUAGUGGAUAUUGAAGGUAUUCGGCAUCCAUUACUUCUGGAGUCCUCUAUGAGAGUUUCAUUAGAUUCCGACGAUGAUGAACAGAGUGUGAUGGAAACCGAGCCGUCUGAUUUUCCUGUGGCGAUAGAUAUCAAGGUUGGAUGUGAUACCAAAGUGGUUGUGAUUUCAGGACCUAAUACAGGAGGUAAGACAGCUACAAUGAAAACCCUAGGUUUGGCUUCUAUCAUGUCAAAGGCUGGAAUGUUCUUACCAGCUCUAAAACAUCCAAGGCUGCCUUGGUUUGACCUUGUCCUAGCUGAUAUUGGUGAUCACCAGUCACUAGAACAAAGUCUCUCUACCUUCAGCGGGCAUAUAUCACAACUGUCUAAGAUCUUGAAAGUGGCAUCAAAGGAAUCACUUGUCCUUCUAGAUGAAAUUGGAAGUGGAACUGAUCCUUCCGAAGGAGUGGCUCUUUCUACUAGCAUAUUGCAGUAUCUAAAAGAUAGGGUUAAUUUAGCCGUUGUAACUACACAUUAUGCUGAUUUAACUAGAUUGAAGGAAGUAGAUAAUCGGUAUGAAAAUGCAGCUAUGGAAUUCUCUCUUGAGACUUUACAACCUACAUAUCGAAUUAUUUGGGGAAGCACGGGUGACUCAAAUGCCUUGAGUAUAGCUAGAUCGAUUGGCUUUGAUGAAAAGAUAAUUCAAAAUGCACAAAACUGGGUGAGCAAGCUGGUUCCAGAAAAGCAGCAGAAGCGACAGAAUUCUAUUUAUCAAUCGUUAAAUAAAGAGAAAAUUAAACUCGAAGAUCAAGCCCAAAAGGCUGCAUCCUAUCUUUCAGAUGUCUUGACUCUUUUUAAUGAGAUCAAAGAUGAAGCUGAAGAUCUGGAUAAACGGGAGGCAGCUCUCAAGGCAAAGGAGACACAGAAGGUCAGAGAAGAGAUAGUGGCUGCUAAACGUAGAAUAGAAAAAAUCGUAAACGAUUUUGAUUGUAGAAUUAGAGCUGCAAACCCCGAACAGUUUGGCAUUCUUAUUAAGAAAUCAGAGUCUGAAAUAGCAUCAAUUGUGGAAGCUUAUUGUCCUUCUGAUGGUCUAUUAUCCAUCACUGAAGAUGAUAACGACGGCUCUUUUACACCAAGAAUCGGUGAGCAAGUAUAUGUUAAGAAAUUAGGUAAAUUAGCUACUAUAGUUGAAGCUAACCAAGACGAUGACGAUAUUCUCGUCCAAUAUGGAAAAAUUCGUGUCCGAGUGAACAAAAGCAAUAUUAAACCUCUUUCAAAUAACAAAACAAAGUCGAAGAUCCCCUUGACACGCUCAAGAACAAAGGAUCUGAAUAGGAAUUUGGGUAAUCAAUUAGAAGGAAGCAAAAGUGAAGAGGCUCCAUAUGGAGCUAUUGUGCAGACAUCUAAGAACACUGUAGAUUUACGUGGUAUGCGAAUAGAGGAAGCAUCUCAUUAUCUGGAUAUCGCAAUAAGCUCGAGUGCACCCAAAUCAGUGUUGUUCGUAAUUCAUGGGAUGGGCACGGGUGUUAUUAAAGAGCGGGCUAUCGAAAUAUUGAGAAAACAUCCUCGGGUUGAGAAAUUUGAACAAGAAAGUGCUGUGAACUAUGGAUGUACAGUUGCUUAUAUAAAAUUGUAAAAUUUGUAAAUAAUUUGUUGCGAUGCAUAGUUUUGUAGACUUGAUUAAAUACAAUAUACAGGAAUAUUGUAAUA